Trichosurus vulpecula (common brushtail) is the source of this 4355-nucleotide messenger RNA. RefSeq names its product galectin like (gene LGALSL). Lineage: Eukaryota; Metazoa; Chordata; Mammalia; Diprotodontia; Phalangeridae. The coding region runs from base 710 to 1228 and encodes 172 amino acids. The transcript has 5 exons. The record is from RefSeq and is a predicted model, not a curated record. Gene Ontology annotation, molecular function: carbohydrate binding.
GUCUGGGAGCAGGAAAGGAGACCCACUCCCCCGCCAUCCACACACGAACGCGCACACCCUCGAGGCCAUCCCAGCUUCCUGCCUGCCCUCCACCGUCCAAUAGCCUCGGGGCAGGGCAAGCAGAACAAGCCGCGACAGCCCUAGCCAGGGUCCCCGCCCUGUUCCCGGUUCCUUCGCCUGGGUAAUCCAUCGGGCCCGGGGCUGGGCCUUUAUAUGCCUCCCGCAGCCCGCCCGGCGCGGCGGCUUUCUUUUCCUCCUUCCGUCCUCCUGCAAUAGCACCAUUAGCUGCAACAGCAGCAAAAGCAGCAGCAGCAGCAGAGCAAAAGCAGCAGGAGCUGCUCCCGGGCACUGCAAAAAAAAGAAAAAAAGGGAGGGGGCGAGCCGCAGCCUGCCAGCACCGCUCCCCAUCCUAGCCCUCCUCUUCCUCCCCCCUCCUUUCUAUCCCUUUCCCCCGGUCCUGUCUUGCCAGGUCAGCGCCAAGUGUGUGAGUGUGUGCGAGUGUUUGUGAGUUGCGCGUGUCUGGGUGUGAGUGCGCGCGCGCGCGCCCGCUGGCCAGCGCUGCGCCCGCAGGAGCCCCAGCUGUGCGCGCCGGAGCCCGGCUCCGAACCUGGGUCUCCCCCUCCCCCAGGCCGCGGAACCCGGGUAUUCCCCCUUCCCCCACCCCUCCCCUUCCCCCCGGGCCCCCCGGCUCCCGCGGCUGUGCAACAAGAUGGCGGGAUCGGUGGCCGAGAGAGACUCGGUGGUGAAACUAGAGGAUGGGCAUUUAAACAACUCCUUGGGAUCUCCGGUCCAAACAGAUGUGUACUUUCCAAGACUGAUAGUACCGUUUUGUGGGCAUAUUAAAGGUGGGAUGAGGCCAGGCAAGAAGAUCUUAGUGAUGGGGAUUGUAGACCUCAACCCUGAGAGUUUUGAGAUCAGUUUGACGUGUGGGGACUCCAAAGAUCCUCCUGCAGAUGUGGCCAUUGAACUGAAAGCAGUAUUUACAGAUAAGCAGCUGCUCAGAAAUUCAUGUAUAUCGGGAGAAAGAGGCGAAGAACAAUCAGCAAUUCCUUAUUUUCCUUUCAUCCCAGACCAGCCGUUUAGGGUGGAAAUUCUUUGUGAACACCCACGAUUUAGAGUAUUUGUGGAUGGACACCAACUUUUUGAUUUUUACCAUCGAAUUGAAACAUUGUCCUCAAUUGACACAAUAAAGAUCAAUGGAGACCUCCAGAUCACUAAACUUGGCUGACCUCGGUGCCCAGAUCAUCAUCCCUAUUCCAAAUAGGAGCAGAUGCCACCCUCGAUUGUCUGGAAGAGCAUUCCUACCAGGAUAUGGAGACUUAACAAAAACAAAACAAACAUAAACAAACAAACAAAAAGACAAGCUUUCCAGUCUCUUCUGUGUGUGCAGUUUAAACCCAAAAUGAGGACUUGAACCGGGGUUUACCCUCAUGAAGAAAGCUUUUGGGUAACAGACACUGAACCAUUGUCCUGGAGCAAAGUAAUACAUUUAUGCUGGGUUUUGUUCCUAUCAAACUAGAAUGGGUGUGGGGUCGUUUGGGGUUUGGGGCUUAAUUGGCAGCAAUGUGUUCAUCUCUCCUUUGCAGAAAGGAGGUCUGCAAACAAAAGUGCUAAAAUAACAAUAAUUUUAAACACGGUACACAGAAAAGUUUUCUUUUGUGCAACCAGUUUCUGCACUGAAAUAGAGUCAUGUAGCACAACCAAUAACAUUUUAGUCAGGGUAUUUACCUAGAAUGUAGGUGGUUCCAGUUUUUUGCACAGCAUAAUAUUAAUACAGUUUUUAAAGCUUUCUUGGUAGUUUAUUUAUUUAUACUCAGUGUAUGUAUUAGAAAAAUAAGCAAUGUUAUCGAGUACAUACAGAGAACAGCAAGUCAUGAAGUUUUGAAUGUACAAAUGACUUAGAUCCAUAGGAUAAAGUAAACUUUUAUCAUUUUUGAAACACAUAUACAAUCGUUGGAAUAAUUGAGUUCUGGUGGUGUCCUUUACACCCCUAAAAUCAAGCUUCUUUGGAUUAGUUGCUAUAAAUGCUUUGGGGGGGAGUAGGGAGAGCUUUGCAGUAAUUUAAGUAAAAUUAUUUCCCAUGCUAUCGGUCAUUACAUGUAACUACAUUUACACUGAUUUUGCUCCUUUCUUUGAAUUGACAUGAUACAUAAUAUGGCUUCCCUAAGGGUAAAUUCCCAUGUUUUCUUGGAAUUUAUAACAUGGUUCAUGAUAUAAUUGUUCGGUUAAUUGAAAAUUCUUAUGAAGUGAUUGCAAAGACAAUAUUUUUUAAAAUGUACUUUACAGGGACUUUCAACUUAUUAUGAAGAGGGUGUUUGUGCCAUGAUAGAUAGCAAAGUAAGAAUAUGAAGAGAACUUUCUGGAUUUUGAAAUCAGGAGAAUAAUGUUUAUGCUGUACCAUUCACAGCUGCCGAAUUUCAGAAUUCAGAACCUAGUCCUCCUUUCAUAUGUCACUCUUAGUGAUUUCCCUAACCAGUGCUUCCCCUGCUUUGGCUCACUGUUACAGACUGACAAAAUCGAUUAUCUUCUGUCUCUAUUGAUCCAUGCAGGGAGGAAAGAGUAGCGCUGAGGCUGGAUCCCAACUAAGUAAUGUUAUUUCAGAGGGUUAACUCUCAUGUUGUUGAGCUUUUGAGUGUGGACAGUUUUAGGCUCACCAGAAUUUUGAUACUGCAUGCUGGCUGAGCUGAUAAAUGGGUGCAGUUUCUCUGGGGAGAUGUAGAAGGUCCUGUAACUAUCCAUGGGAUGGAGGGUUUAAGGACUGGACUCUGAGCUCUACCCUCUGAGGCUGUGCUGGUGGCAUUGUUUAGAGCUUCAGCAUUAGUAAGGGUCCCACAGAGAGCGGAGCGUGGCACGGGAAGAGAGACUGAGGACUUCAUUUUGACUCCCAGCUCUUCUCUCUGUGUGACCUCAGAUACUUCUCUGGCCAUAAUGAGAGGGUGUCGGAUCAUAUAGAUGAUGGUCUCUAUGGUCCCUUCCAGUUCUAAAACCUAAUGGUCCUAAGAGUGGCUGUGGGGGUGGGGGUAAGGGUAGGGGAGGUGUAUUUAUAUAUAGUUCAGAUUUUGUUGAUAGGAUAAUUGAGUCUUGUUAUGGUCAUGUUUGCUUUUUAGUUAUUUUACACAACAUGCAGACAAAUGGAAAUGACCAGGUCUUUUCCACAUGUCAAAAGAAGGUAGACGGUGUUUCAGUACCAAAGUAUAAUCUUUUUUAAAAAAAAAAAAGGAAAGAAAACCAAAAUCAUGAGACUUGAAGAUUCUUCCCUAUCUCAGAAACUGUUUAACACAGUCUCACUGUGUUAUGUAAGAUUCAUUAUUCCCUCGGAUCCACUUUGCUCCGAAGAGUUCUAUGUACUAGUUUGGCUAUACUGCUUUUGAUCAACUUUUCUCACCUUGGAGAAUUGUAAACCUCCCAUAUUCUGAAGAGAGUUUGUAGCUAUUUAUAGCAUAACUGGGCUUUGCUCAUCAUUAAAUGAUAACCUUUAGAAGGUAGCCCACCAGCUACAUAAUUCAGCAGAAAAUAGAGGGCACUUGAGUGUAACUGGCUGGAAAUGACUCAAUUCUGCCUACUUAUCCCUGAACCAAUUAAUGGGUCUUUAGACGGCUUAGCAGCAAAGGUACAGUGUUAACCCUUUCAUCUCAACUCAGAGAGGGCCUUGAGAGCCCAUAAUAAGCCUUUUCAGGAAUGCAUUUUAACUGAGAGAGCUUGAUUCCAGUGCUGCUAAAUUGUAAGGUGAAUAAUCCUGUGGUUUUAAUCAUUUUUUAGCUGCAACUUGAAAAUAAUUUUCACCUCUCAUACUUCUGUGAGGUCUAAGGUGUGAAAUGAAGAUGAGAAGGUAACAAUUUAAAAUCACAAGAAAAUGUUUUGUUAUGUAGGCAGCUACUAAAUACCAGAGCCCUCAUUUCCCAACAUGAUUUAAAUCAUUCAAAGACAUGAUUUAAAUCAUUCCAAAUAUCAGAAUUAGACUAUUGAAAGAUAAAGUAAGCUCUCCUAGGGAUCCUUAGCCGCCUUUGUGUCAUGGAUGCCUUUGGCAGUCUAGUGAAGCCUAGGGACCCCUUCUCAGAAUAAUUUUUAAUGGCAUAAAGUAAAAAGUAUUACAAAAGAGACUGGUUAUAUUGAAAUACAGUUAUCAAAGUAUUUUUAAAAACAAGUUGACAAGUCACUAAGUCAAAAAACCCCUGCUUUAGACAAUCUGUUGUUUCCUUCCUACAGCAUUGUGUCCAUAAAAUGGAAUCAAAUUUGGUGUCCGCUCUUUGAGUUAUCUAAGGAACUUAUCUUUUAAGAUUUUGUUUUAGAAUGUAUCCAGUGAAGCUGACCCUCAUAUACAACUCCUUAUAAUAAAGGUUCCCUCAUAAAAUUGA